GAUGGUAAUUACGUUAGCCAUUCUGCGGUCAAGCAGUGAUGGAGUAUCCGUUUCACGAUCAAUUCAGAAGGUUGCCGUGAAAACCAGAGCAACAUAUUUAUGAAAUCCUACAAGACCAAAACUUCAUGGACUGCAGCACGCCCUCAUGAUGUCCUCGGAAGCACCGGGACACGAACCAGCAACAAGCUGCUUUUUGAAUGAACUGUGACAAGGUGUUAUUCUUCCUCCCCGCCCUCUUUCUGUCGUCUGUCUUCCGGGAACACUAAUAGGCUCCAUGCAGAGUAACGUGACCAAUUGAAUCAUUCUUGGCCCGGAGCUGGAAGUUGCCGAUCCGCGGUGCAGAGAGCGUCGCGCUCACUCCAGCUGCAGCAGCAAAAAAAAAAAAAAAACACUCAGUGGUGACACAAACGGUGUUUGUCUCAGGACUUCUCUGCGAUUAAUACCCUGUCCUGCCAAAGGAACUACUACAGCAUUCCUAUCGGUUUCGUCGGCUUUUUUUCCCCCCUUUGGCAGACCUCAGACCAGUUCAUUGGUGAAAAGGUCAGCGGGCCCCUCUCGAACCCUGACUGCAGAUUGAGGAUCUAGAAAGAUGACAAGCAAAUCCAACAGCAGCGCUCAGGACAGCAAGGUGCCUUCCUCCCCUCUUCUGUCAUCAGCAAAGAGGCAACGUCUGGUCACCAAAGACGGACGCUGCACCCUUCGCCCUCCGCUGUGUCCCUCUGGUUCAUGGCUCGGAGCGUCGAGCCGGGCCUGGCUUUUAGCCCUCCAUGACAUGUGGGGACAGUUGGUGGGUUUGCGCUGGAGAUGGGUCCUCUUGACCUUCUGCGCAUCCUUUGUGGCCCACUGGCUGCUGUUCGCUUGUCUUUGGUACUUGCUGGCUCACAUCAACGGAGACCUAGAUGUGCUGGAUCACGACGCCCCGCCGCAGGGGCAUGUGGUUUGUGUGAAACACAUCACCAGCUUUGCAGCCGCUUUUUCCUUUUCCCUUGAGACGCAGCUCACCAUCGGCUACGGCACCAUGUUCCCCAGUGGCGAUUGUCCGAGUGCCAUAGCACUGCUGGCUGUGCAGAUGUUGCUGGGGCUCAUGCUUGAAGCAUUCAUCACAGGUGCAUUUGUGGCCAAGAUCUCUUGUCCUCAGAAGCGAGCCGGAGCCAUCCAGUUCAGCCACCAGGGUGUGGUGGGCCAGCACCAGGGCCAAACUUGCCUCAUGUUACGGGCCACAAACCUGCUGCGGCGUCCUCUGGUCGACGUGAAGGUGAGUGCCGUGCUCUAUGAGGAGCACGAAGGCCAACCCCUGCACCAAACCUCCCUGGACUUCUACGUGGACCACCUGGGCCAGCAUCCCUGCCCCUUCUUCAUCUUCCCACUUACUUUUUACCAUCCCUUGGACCACCGUAGCCCCCUCUACCCUGCCCUGCGUGAAGGCACGUCCAAUCACUUUGAACUGGUGGUGUUCCUGUCAGCCUCGCAGGAGGGAACAGGGGACACCUGCCAGAAGAGGACCUCCUACUUGCGGCAGGAAAUCCAGUUUGAUCGUUGCUUUGCGCCCGCCUUGGGGCUGGAUGCCUGCGGAAGGUAUGUGAUGAGCAACCAUCACUUUGACACGAUGCACUCCAAGGACCCUCUGGACAAGGACUGUGUUGUUCAGAUCAACGGUGACGGCAGCGACAGGAUGGAGUAAGGAUACUGGAGAGGAGGUUACAUUGGGACAAAAGGGCAGUUCGUGAGGUACAAUUGUGGAGGGUAGAUAUGGAUCAGACGGUAUUUUGUCAGCUGGAAAGUAGAUGAUUUGGGGAAAUUACGGUUUGUGUUGAAUCAUUUUUAGUUGUUAACCAUUCAAUGUUCCCAGAGAAUGAUACCAGAUGAACCUGAAGGGGCUCUUUAUUUUCCGUGUUUCACUCUGUGGGCCCAAUUCCGAUUAAAGUCCAUCAAUCCAGUUUCGUACUGCUUUUGCUUGUGAACGAGGGAACUUGAGGCAGGAUGGACUGGCCAGUCAAUUGCAUUCACAUUCAUGGGCCCAGGGAGAACUGAGCCAAGAUUCAGACUCUCGAAUGUAAGGCAGCCAUGCCUUCCACUCAUCCUUCUGCCACGAAUGCACAUAAUCUAAUACUGUAAUGUGCCAGAUGCUUAUUUUCACUAUCUGGACAUUUCUUUGUGCAGUUCGUAUGCUUGCAUGGAUUUCCUACAGAUUCUCAGUCCCCUCACCCAUUCACGAAAAACAUGCAUGUUAAGCCACAUGCACGCAUGCAGACACUUCAAAUGUGAAAGAUGUGUGUUCUUUCCACCGCCAGCCAAAGUUUGGUUCUGACCACACAAGUAAAAAUUUGUGAUCCUUUGACAUUGUCUUACAAUUGUCUGCCACAACAUUUUUCCAAGAAAGUAGUGAGGGGGCGGAAUUGCUGAUUAGACCACCCAUGCACACAAACUCAUGUUCACUCAAUGUUCGCAAUUGUUUUACAGGCAUCCCAUCAUGCGACCUUUGUUGAUUUUAAUCGCAAUGGAGGCAAUCAGCGGAAAAUUUUGUACGAUUAAUGGGAGGUGUGUAUCCAAAAUGAGGGAAUACAAAAAUCGUUCAUGUCUCAACCUCAAGUGACAUCACAGAUUACAACUGCUGAUGGUUAUUUUUUUUCCCCCAAAAAAUAUGCACCAGGGUCAACAUCUACAGUCACAGAAUCUUAUCCGCUUCCAUUAAUACUGUAGAGUAAUGUCUGUACAACCCCACUCGAGUCACACGCAGAGAACCAUGUUCCAGCAUUUUUUUUAUUUGGUACCUUCUAUACAGUCGCGCUUUCAAUUGGUUCAUAUCACUAUACUGUAGAAGACAAACUUAUGACAUUUCAAGCAGCCAAACCGUAGGCUAUUUGAUUAAAGCUGAAGUUAUGGCAGCUUUAAUACUGUGUGAUUAUGUGUCGGCAUAAAAAGGACACUUUAAAAAACAGCCAAAACUACAGUUACCUGUGAAUAUCUUCGCAAAAAGGCUUCAAAGUACCUUUCAUGAAGUAAUGACGUUUGUCUUGAUGAGAUCAUCUGCCCCAUUGUCUUUCCAUCAAGUCAACGAAGACAUUCAGAUUACACUGGUGACUGCAAACAUUCAAAUGAACAGCAUAUAAUGUUUUACAUGGUCAGCAACUGCCAGUAUUCCAAAAAUAGCCUCAAACACAUGAUAAAGCAAAAAAGGUACACUUCUAUUUCACAUUGCAUGUUUUUUUUCUAACUCUAAUUGAGAAAAUUGAAUAUUUAUAAGUAGGAAUAGUGUGCAAAGAGGUAGUAAAAAUGUAUAAGGUUUGUAUGUACGGUAAUGGAAAGAAGGGACAGAAAGCAAUGACUGUCAUCCUUAAAGGGCAUUGAUGCUGCUGAUCUGUGACCAUCAAACACGAGGCUGGCAUGAUUGAAUAUGUCCAUCCAAUGUCAAUUCUUUAGUUGCAUAAUAAAACAAACAAAAGUAAGAGCAGAGUUGGGUUCCACACAGCAAGGCCAGAUCAAACUCAGAAAAUCUGAACCGUGAGAAUGGUGCGCAAAACACUCGCUGCUUCACCCAAACUAAACAUGUGAACUAUCAACACGGGGGGAGAAAUUACGAACAAACAUACGAUCUCGUUUAACAAACAAACUGAAUCAUGCGACUGGGGAAACAUCGUAGCUUGGGUUUAAGUGGAGAGUGUUUUGAUUGAAAAGGUUUCAUGAAAAACUUUGUGGUUUGGAUGCCGCUACAAUGGCCAACGGCAGUCCUUUAUCUGUCUGACAUGUUCGAACAGAGAAACUGAUGAAAAAGUACUGACAACUGACUGAUUUGUAGAUGACUACUUUUAAUUUUGAAGAAUCAAUUGCACAAAUCAUCAUGUGAAUCAUAGUAUUUAUUUAUCAAACAUACAUUUUUUUUCUGUGUGCUGUGUUAUAUAAUUGGGUGCUUGUAUUGUCAGCAGAAUGAUGGAGAAUCACUGCACAAUCAAUCUGUGUUCAAUAAAACCUUUUUAGCUGCUUCGGCUAAAUGAAAAGGAACACUCCACCACGUAUGAUUGGGAUGGGUGAGAUGUCACGGUGUCUCACAAGUUGUGGUGCCUUUGUACAGUGUACAUUACAAGAAAUAAAUAUUUUCUAAACAA
Molecule: messenger RNA, 4103 nt
Organism: Hippocampus zosterae (dwarf seahorse)
Lineage: Eukaryota; Metazoa; Chordata; Actinopteri; Syngnathiformes; Syngnathidae
Gene: kcnj13
Product: potassium inwardly rectifying channel subfamily J member 13
Exons: 4
Coding region: 590-1681 (363 amino acids)
Biological process (GO): potassium ion import across plasma membrane; regulation of monoatomic ion transmembrane transport
Cellular component (GO): plasma membrane
Molecular function (GO): inward rectifier potassium channel activity
Source: RefSeq, a predicted model, not a curated record